Molecule: messenger RNA, 276 nt
Organism: Geodia barretti
Lineage: Eukaryota; Metazoa; Porifera; Demospongiae; Tetractinellida; Geodiidae
Source: the annotation of a GenBank genome assembly
AUGCUCAAAAACAAGGGAGACUUCUGGAAGUUCAGUCUCAAGAAAGACCUCAAGCUGAAAAAGAGCUGCAUCACCAAGGCCGACAUUAACAAGAUCGUCGUACACAACGGAGGCAACGACGGAUGGAAGAUUGAGUCCAUCUUCACCAUCCUGCGUUCUGGGUGGUAUUACACUGUCGUGACGGCCAAUGUCGGACUCAACAAAUUCGUUGAUGGGAAUCCAAAGGGGAAGAUCUCCUUCCACCAAAUCUCACUCACCAAGACAUACAACUCCUGA